This is a messenger RNA of Drosophila takahashii, 241 nucleotides long. It is a transcript of the gene Sfp70A4, whose product is annotated as Seminal fluid protein 70A4. NCBI's taxonomy places the organism in Eukaryota, Metazoa, Arthropoda, Insecta, Diptera, Drosophilidae. The record is from RefSeq and is a predicted model, not a curated record.
UUCUAUAGAUUAUUGGCUCAGUAAUGAAGUCACUGAUAUUGCCGUUGUUGGUAUUGGUCCUCCUUUGCCUGGUUGAAGGACACAGGCGACCGAGGAGGCAACUUGAAGUUUGGGUACGACCAGAAAAAGGCCAACCGCCACCAACACGUGAAUGUCAGCCGUGGGACAGGUUUUGCCGACCAGGAGGCUAUUAAAAUUAAUACACCUUUAAAUAAAAAUUUUUCAAAAUGUUUCCUUAAAA